Molecule: messenger RNA, 540 nt
Organism: Caenorhabditis elegans
Lineage: Eukaryota; Metazoa; Nematoda; Chromadorea; Rhabditida; Rhabditidae
Gene: M01B2.8
Product: C6 domain-containing protein
Exons: 3
Coding region: 35-487 (150 amino acids)
Source: RefSeq, marked reviewed
UAAUCUGAUUUAUUAUUCCUAAUAUUUUUCAAUAAUGUUCCAGCAGCUUCUCAUAUUUUUGGUUUUAAUUGAAGCUUUGCUUGCUUGUAUUCCCACUCAACAAAUUGAGCCACCGACUGAAGCACCUUUCCCCUGCAAUGUUUGUUCAAAAAUUUAUAACUCUGGUUGCCAAGGAUUUGGGCUUCCAAGUGCAUCAAAUUGGUGCUCUACAGCUGCUCAGGUUCCAGUCAGUUAUACUUUAGGCGUGGGGCCUUCGGAGGCUUCCUCAUUACCCGACGUUUGCUCAAGCCAAUUCACAUGUCCUGCUGGAACUUUUAUUAAAGUUACAUUGAUCAAUGGGGUCACUGUUAUCUCUGGAAAUACGAAUGGCGCACCUCAAGUUGUGUACUGUUUUGAAACUGGAGCCUAUGCGGCCACAUGGUGGGUGCAUAUCGAUGAUGAUGAUCACUCUUAUGACAUUUCAAGCAUCGAAUGCAAAAAUUUGUAAGCUGUUUAUUAAUAAGUGUGUUUUUUUUUUCAAGGAAAUAAAUUUUAGUUUUU